UCCACUAUUUAGAAUCAAAAUUCCUUUCAUCAAACCAACAGCACAGCCAUCGAAACAGAAAACCAUUUCUCUACAACAGUAUACCAUUUAUCAUUGAUAUCACACAAAAUGCAGAUGCUAAGCAGUGUUUUACAAAACCGAUCACACAAUUCUCUAACUGAAGUUACAAUUCUCUACAAACAUCAAAAAUAUUUUGUGUAACUCAUGUCUACAAAAAAAAUAAUCUUCUCACAGUGGAUAACACUUACUCCUCAUAAACUUAGACCAUAGCUACACUAAUUGACACUUGAUGUGCAAAAUAUUAACACUUGUUAUCAGACAAUCACCCCAUUGAAAAAGGUAACUGCAUGGAAUGUACUGUAUACCUUACAGUAAUGAUGUUACUGUUAGCUGAUAUCAAUGACUUUCCUAUAGUAAUUGUAAUUAGUGAGAAUCCUAUAAAAGACCUCCCUCACUUCAGUAAGAUGUUUGUGUGAACAAAAUGGCUGAUCGAGUAGGUAGAGGAGCUCUGAGAGGAAGAAGGAACCCUGUUGUUCAGCGAGGAAGAGGGAGGGCUGAUGUUCAGAGAGGAAGAGGGAACCCUGUUGUUCAGAGAGGAAGAGGGAACCCUGUUGUUCAGAGAGGAAGAGGGAACCCUGUUGUUCACAGAGGAAGAGGGAGGGCUGAUGUUCAGAGAGGAAGAGGGAACCCUGAUGUUCACAGAGGAAGAGGGAGGGCUGAUGUUCAGAGAGAAAGAGGGAACCCUGAUGUUCACAGAGGAAGAGGGAGGGCUGUACGUAUGCGUGGUGGAAGAGUUGAAAGGGGACCAAUGCGAACAGUAGUUUCGGACAACACCCGUGCAACUAUUGUGGACCACGUCAUAAACCAUGGCAUGUCCCUCAGUGAGGCUGGCCAAAGGGUUCAGCCCAAUAUACGGAGAUCAACAGUGGCAUCCAUUAUUAGGAUCUUCAGGCACGAAAAUAGAACUGAAAGAGCACCCCGCUCUGGUGGCAGAGGAAAGGCCUUUACUCCAGAACAAGAGUCUGCCAUUGUUGAUAUGGUUGUGGCCAACAAUGAAAUCCGCUUAAGGGAGAUUCAGGCCAGAAUAAUUGCAGACCAGGAUGUCUUCAGUAACAUUCCAUCUAUAAGUGUUGCAACCAUUGACUGGGUGUUAAAGAGGCACCACCUCAGAAUGAAACAGAUCUAUAAGGUUCCUUUUGAACGCAACUCUGACCGUGUGAAGGAGUUGACCUCAAUCACAGUGAUGGCUUGCCUAUAUUUUUAGUAUGUCGGACUGCUUACAGUAAUGUAAAACGGUCCUCUGUUUGUUUCAUUUUCUUUAGCGAAUGAUGGAGCUGGAAGGCAAUGCAUUACCACAUGUGUUUGUAUAUGUGGAUGAAGCAGGCUUCAACCUCUCCAAAGUGAGGAGACGUGGGAGGAACCUUAUUGGGCAAAGAGCAACAGUCUUUGUUCCAGGCCAAAGGGGAGGAAACAUAACAAUGUGUGCGGCUAUCUCGACACAAGGCGUCCUUGCUCACAUCCCUGUAAUGGGAGCAUAUAACACGCAACGUGUCCUUGCGUUCCUGGAUGCCCUGUAUGACCGACUUGUGCCACCAGAAGAGAGGGAUCAAGUGAAGUCGGUUCAUUACAUUGCAUUUAGCUGACGCUUUUAUCCAAAGCGACUUACAAUAAGUGCGUUCGACCAACAAAAUACAACUUGAA
Gymnodraco acuticeps is the source of this 1701-nucleotide messenger RNA. RefSeq names its product FMRFamide-related neuropeptides-like. The coding region runs from base 482 to 1264 and encodes 260 amino acids. Lineage: Eukaryota; Metazoa; Chordata; Actinopteri; Perciformes; Bathydraconidae. The record is from RefSeq and is a predicted model, not a curated record. The transcript has 2 exons.